CUGAUCAUCGUAGUGAGGCUGACUGCAGGACCCGAGACCCAAGGAGCUACUGCUUGAAACGCCCUGCAUCCUCCCCUACCUUCCAAUCUCCAUCUCUCUCUCUAUCCUGCAUGUGAAGCAUGGAUUCGAUUUACAUUUUCCUCGUCCUGCUUGUUUCCCAAACCUAUUUUCUAACCUCUGCAGACAGGAAAUUCGGGAGAAAUCGCAGAGAAUCACUGUAGGCCAUCAGGAUGCGUUUGAGGUUUGAUGUCUUUCUAUCACUAAGAUGGUGAGGGUCAGGGAAAAGCCUUUUUCAAUGUUGGAUGGAGGACCGAGGUUGUCUGUUUGAGAACGAGUUGUGCACUCCAUACGAGAUCUGUGUCAACGAUGGAAUGUUCGGGAGGUGUCACUCCAUGCCAGUUCCGGUGACAGAGGUGUACACCUAUGAUGUAUCUCUGUCUGUGGUUCAGCGCUUCAGGACACUGCUGCAGAAACUCUCCCACAGAGGGUUGAUCUGGGAGGAUGAGGCCAGCCAGCAGAUCCUGUCCAAGGAGCUGUCUAAGCUGAGAAAGAUCCCCUACAGACGCCUACAGGACUCCAUCCCCCAUGUCUAUAGCAGCAGCAAAUCCAGACCCUCUACCCAGGCUAUGGACCCAGGAGACCAAAAGAUCAAGCCUGUGGAGGUGGAGCUCAGUAGAAACCUUCAGAACAUCCUGCAGCGUCUGGGCCUCCUUUCCCAGGCCUCGUCCCCCACUGGCCCCAAGAGUCCAAGCAAGAGUGACCAUUACCAAUCUGGCGUCUUCUCUGACUACUACCGGCCCAAGUCCCAGGGAGAGGGACAUUUUUCCCCACUGUCCUUCUUCCAGCCUCCCUACCAGGACAGACACUCUGCAGGGGAUGGAGACCUCCUUGUGGCUGCCCUCAGGCACUACCUGUCUGGGCAGGGACCAACCCAGACCGAGGGGGCCCCCAAGGUCCCAACCUUGCCCUCCCCUCUUCUACACCCCUCCUACAGCAACAGUAUAGACAGUGUUGGGCCUAAAGAGAACUCUCAAUCCCAAACACCCAACCUGGAUAGACGUUUACUCCUCCAGACAGCUGGAGCCAGUCAACCCUCUGGUCCAAAAGAACCCUUCAGUCCAGUGGAUGAGGUGUUCAUCCAGAAGGUUCUGAAGAACGUGGGCAGACACAAUGUGGACGUGGAUGACAUGAGUCCAAAAGACCUGGACCAGCUGUCUACACUGAUCGCUAAUGCCCUACAGGUAGUGGAUCAAAAACAGCCUCAGGCCAGACCAGGACCAAGAGACCUGGGGGAGGAAGAGGAGCAGGAGGAUGAGGAAGGGAAUGAGGGGCCUGGAGAACAGGGGCCUGGGGAACAGGAGGAGGAGAAGGAGGAGGGUGACCUUCCAUUCGCCACAGAGAAAACGGCUCCAGAGAGCACUCCCCUAGAGGAGUCUGUGGUCCAAGAGCGACAAAUGGAGGGAGACAGAGAGCCAGCAGGCUCCAAUGACAAGCCCCAGGUUGCCGCCGGCUUAUUUGGAAAGCUUCUGGCGUACCUGGAUAAGAGUGAGUCCCCAGCCCAGAGACUCCAGGAAGAUUUCCCCGGUCAGGCUGGUGUGGGUGCAGAGCUGGGCGAGGGCAGGGGCGUCGGUCUGGAGAAUGUCCGCAGUAAGACCACUCAGUCCGAGGUGGCAGUGGAAAAGAAGUCGACCCACUCAAUGGACGUGGAGGAGGUGGCUGCGGUGGAGGGCUGGAUCCAGGCAGUGGAGCCUCCUGCUGCCAAGAUGGUCUACCAGGAGCCCCUUAAGAAGAAAGUCAACGUCCAGGAGCUGCAGCUAGAUGUCAAAGCUGCUGUGGACACGAAGAAGACUGAUGAUGACUACGGCUAUGUCAUCACUGACACAGACGCGCUACAGACUGAUGAGGGACUCCACUUGAUGGAGAUUCUGGCACGGCGGGCCAAGCUGCAGAUGACUGACUUCCUGGAGCUCUCAGUGGUGGGCCCAGCUGUGACCUUCAGAGUACGACCUAAUACCCAGAAUGUCAGCACUGCAGAUGUGGCCAACAUAGCAGUUCGCCAGAAGGAUGCAGUGGAGAAGGAGGCCAAGGUGAUCAUUCUGGAGGCUGGAAUCACAGAUAGAAGCCAGAUCAACCAGAUUCCCACCAAGUACAGCACGGCCGAGUCCACCAAGUUCCUGAUCCUGACAGUGGUGUCUAUCCUGUGUAUCGUGGCUGUGCUGCUGGCCUCCACUGUGGUCUACUGUCUCCGACACCACUCUCACCACAAGCUCAAGGAGAAGCUCACCAACCUGGGAACAGACACAGGCAGCGAUGCUACAUCCACCUAUCAAGAACUGUGUCGUCAGCGGAUGUCGGUCAAGCAGCCGGCAGAGCGUCCGGAGCCGAUGCACAGUGUGGCGCCCCAGUUCGGCGACGGGGGGCCCAUCGUCAGCCCCUCGGCACGAAGCUCCACCUCCUCCUGGUCUGAGGAACCCGUCCACUCUAACAUGGACAUCUCCACUGGUCACAUGAUCCUGUUUUACAUGGAGGACCACCUGAAAAACCAAAAUCGUCUGGAGAAGGAGUGGGAGGCUCUGUGUGCGUACCAGGCUGAGCCCAACGCCUCUACUACAGGCCUGGGGGCCGGGAACACAAAGAAGAACCGCUCCAAUGCUGUGGUGGCCUAUGAUCACUCAAGAAUAACCUUGAAGGUUGAAAACAGCCAAGGCAGUUCAGAUUACAUCAAUGCCAGCCCAAUUAUGGACCACGACCCACGGAACCCAGCCUACAUUGCGACUCAAGGCCCUCUCCCCUCCACGGUGUCUGAUUUCUGGCAGAUGGUGUGGGAGAACGGCUGUGUGGUCAUUGUCAUGCUGACGCCCCUCACUGAGAGCGGAGUCAAACAGUGCUACCACUACUGGCCUGACGAGGGGUCCAACCUCUACCACAUCUAUGAGGUGAACCUGGUGUCGGAGCACAUCUGGUGUGAUGACUUCCUGGUUCGUAGUUUCUACCUGAAGAACAUGCAGACCAACGAGACUCGCACCGUCACGCAGUUCCACUUCCUCACCUGGCUCAACCAGAACGUCCCUGAGUCCAGCAGGACACUCCUGGACUUCCGCAGAAAGGUUAACAAGUGCUACCGGGGAAGGUCUUGUCCUAUAAUAGUCCACUGCAGCGACGGCGCCGGGAGGAGUGGAACAUACAUUCUGAUUGACAUGGUUCUCAAUAAGAUGGCUAAAGGUGCUAAGGAGAUUGAUAUUGCUGCCACCCUGGAGCACUUGAGGGACCAGCGGCCGGCUAUGGUCCAGACAAAGGAGCAGUUUGAGUUUGCAUUGACAGCUGUCGCAGAGGAGGUGAACGCCAUACUCAAAGCUCUUCCACAGUGAGAGGAGUACCCACUACCAAGCCUCAGCAGCAGCUCUCACCAGUGAUCUCUCUCCUUCCCUUCCUGUCUCCCACUCCACAACUCAUCCUCUCCACCUCUCCGUCUUUGUGGAUGUUGUGCGAGAAAGUGUGACCUGAUCUUAGAUGUGCAAUAUAACGCCUUUAUUUUUUGGUCUACGGAGCUUGUUUCCAAACAGACAAUUUAGUGCAUCAAGAAUUUGACUGAUUGAAAAAAAGUUUUAUCUGUUAAAUGAUUGGAAUAUAUUAAUCACCGAAAUCUUGUUUUUAGAUCUCUAUGUAUGUGUGAUUAAUGAUUAUAUUGGUCAUCACAUCUGUAUCAUAGGACAUAUUUAAGUUUGAUGUCUUUUUUCACUUUGGUCCCGUGUACUGAACCAUACCAUACCAUGAUAUGUAGAUCAGAAGGAAAACUGCUCAGUUAGGUCAAGUGAAUACUGAUAACAAUGAUGCUGAUGAUAAUUCUAGUUACCAUAGUGAUAAUGAUACCAAGCAAUAUGUGUUUCUUCAGAUUGUCGAGACCUGGGCAAAUAAGUGUAAGUUGUGGACGACGAUUGUGAGUAAACUAAGCUAACUAAUGUCAGUAAACUAAACGUAGUCAUGCUAAUGCCUGCCUCAAGUAAAGCAGUUCUAUGAAUUGGUGUGUGUACUGUAUGAUAUUGUCCUUUUGUAAAUAAAGCAGUUCUUCUAAAUCUGGAUGAACUUGUACAUGCAGCAACAAUGGCUUAAGUGUGAUUAUAAACUUGGUGGUCCGCGCCCUGAAUGCUGAAAGCCAUCGUAUAUCAGACUGUAUACCACGGGUAUGACAAAACGUUUAUUUUUACUGUUCUAAUUACAUCGGUAACCAGUUUAUAAUAGCAAUAAGGCACCUCAGGGGUUUGUUGUAUAUGGCCAGUAUACCACUGCUAAGGGCUCUGUCCCAGCACUCCGCAUUGCAUCGUGCAUAAGAACAGCCCUUAGCCGUGGUAUACUGGCCAUAUACCACAAACCCCCGAGGUCCCUUACUGCUAUUAGAAACUGCCACUGGAUGUCCAUGUGUCUUAUUAACAGCUGAGUCCAUAUCUGAUUCCCUAAUGGUACCCUAUUCCUUAUAUACAUUGCACUACUUUUGACCAGGGCUCUAUGUAGGGAAUAGGGUCCAAUUGGGGCCGUAGACCUGGCAGGUUCAUCUGCACUACAGGAGUACUGUCAGCUCUACCCCAACACUUUGUGCUUUGACAAGACUCAUACCAUUUAAAUCCCAAAAUCGUAUAUCAAUCUUCAUGUAUGUUGUGUCCGUUGGAUUGCAUUCUGUUUUGUACAUCCAGUAUGUUCUGAAUUGCAAAUGAUAUGACCUGGAAAUGAUAUGACCAGGCAUUGGUAGCAUACACUACCAAUGCCUGGCUAUUUCAAACUAUUAUUCGCCAGUAGUAUGUACAGUAUUUCCUUCAGCCUCAAAAUAUAUCCUAGUGAAACCCUGGUCACAUAUUUUGCUUAGCAGAUAUUACUUCACUUAUGUUUGACGAAAGAUAUGAUUGUACAUGAUGCAUCCCAUCAUUUCAUGUCACCAUUAAGACAGCCAGGGAGAUGACUAUUUACUUUGACAAGCCAAGGAUAUAUAAUCAUGCCAUUUGAGCCAUUCGAUUCUGAACAAUAGUAAUAGUGGCAGUACAGAGGAGGAAUAGUGGAUUGUUAUUACAUUUUGGCAUAAACUCCUUUUCCCUAUCACUGCUGUGUGUUCCAAAUGGCACCCGAAUCCCUUUAUUGUACACUUCCUUUGACUAGAGCCCUAUUGGACCUGGUCGAAAGUAGUGCACUAUGAAGGGAAUUGGGUACCAUUUGAAACGCAUCCAGAGUUAAAAAGUGGGCCAUGUUAAUGCUGUGUCCUAUACUGCAAAAACCUUUUAUCUUUCAACUAAUUUAUUUCAAGAGAAGCCUGGUCUGUUCCACUGAUCUGUAUGUAUAUAUUAUUAGUCAAAAACCAACAGAAGAUAUGUUGUUCUAUCACUGAAGAUAAACUAUUGUGAAUAAAGUUCCAUUACUGAGGGUG
Salmo salar (Atlantic salmon) is the source of this 5410-nucleotide messenger RNA. The record is from RefSeq and is a predicted model, not a curated record. NCBI's taxonomy places the organism in Eukaryota, Metazoa, Chordata, Actinopteri, Salmoniformes, Salmonidae.